AUGCCAGAUAAACCAUCGUUUCAAGUCAUUGUUUUGGGUCCGACCGGUGGUCCUCGCGAAGACAACGUGACGGGUAUUCUGGUGCGGUCAAUAUCAACAAAAUGGACACCAAACUCGGUGGUCGCCGUCGACGCAGGUACAAUGCUUGCCGGCAUCAUUCGACUUCUGGACAAAUACAUCCCCGGGUCGAAGGACGAAGAAGGCAUUUUGCAAGAUGGGCCCUUCAAAGGCCUAGAAAUGCCACAUGAAACGGCACAAGCUAAUGCGGCAUAUGUCUUUCGGGAAAUUAUCGGGGCUGUUCUCAUUACACAUCCCCACCUGGACCACAUCUCGGGUCUGGCGAUCAACACGCCGAUCCUGGAGGCGGGAAGUGGGCCGAAACCCGUCGCCGCUUUGCCGUCCGUAUUAUCGGCGCUUAAGAAUCACAUGUUUAACGAUGUUAUCUGGCCAAAUUUGUCGGAUGAAGAUGGUGGUGCCGGUCUCCUCACUUACCAACGUCUGGUGGAGGGUGGAAACCCAAGAUUCGGAAAUGGAGAGGCGAGAGGCUACGUUCGCGCCUGUAACGGGCUGCUGACCAAGUGUUUGAGCGUCAGUCACGGGCGAUGCAAGCAACGAUUCCAUCCAGAGAGCGCAGCUCACCAUCGUGUUGGGAGUGCCGUCUUUGGCGAUCAGUUGAUGCUGCCCUCUCGUGCUAUAUCCGUCGAUAAUACGGAUGGAAGCUUCUAUUCACCCGCCCGGUCCCCUCGUAUUCUCCCUAAUAACCCAAAGGAAUCUAUUAUGGCCACAGUCGAAAGCUCCGCCUUCUUUCUCCGCGACCACCGCACCGGACACGAGAUUAUCGUCUUCGGAGACGUCGAGCCAGACUCAGUAGCCCAAGAACCGCAAAACAAACGUGUCUGGGAAACAGCAGCUCCAAAAGUUGCCUCUGGGAUCCUCCGUGCCAUUUUCAUCGAAUGCUCCUACACAGACGCCGUCAACGACGCAUACCUAUACGGCCACUUAUGUCCACGCCACCUAAUCGCAGAACUCAAGGUUCUCGCUAAACAAGUUAUGGACAUCCGCGACGCAAACAACGCAGAUCUAAAACGCAAACGAGACGGCACUGGCUUACCUGAUUCCGGCACGGAAGUGAGCCCACGCACAAAACGAGUCCAGAGCAUCGCUGGCCAAAAAGGUCGGAAAGCCGAUGCAACUUCCGAGCCAAGGGCACACUCUAAUCUACGUGAUUCUGUUGAUUAUAUUUCUGAUGAUCCUAUGGGUCUAGGUUUCAUUGAGGGCGUGGACCCUCUCACUGAAUUUGAGAUCCCCAAUCCUGUCGGCUGGGUUGAUGCAGAUCCCCUUCCUCUAGCUGGGCUACCUGUGUACAUUAUCCACAUCAAGGAAAGCAUGACAGAUGGUCCACCUAUUAGGGAUCAAAUCCUGAAAGAGCUCCAAGCGCAUAGCAAGGAGGCUCAUUUGGGUUGUGAGUUCUUUAUGCCGGAUCCAGCUGAGGGGAUUUGGAUUUGA
Penicillium atrosanguineum is the source of this 1506-nucleotide messenger RNA. It is a transcript of the gene pdeA, whose product is annotated as 3',5'-cyclic-nucleotide phosphodiesterase PDE1. Gene Ontology annotation, biological process: negative regulation of glucose mediated signaling pathway; cAMP catabolic process; cGMP catabolic process. The coding region runs from base 1 to 1506 and encodes 501 amino acids. The record is from RefSeq and is a predicted model, not a curated record. Gene Ontology annotation, molecular function: 3',5'-cyclic-GMP phosphodiesterase activity; 3',5'-cyclic-AMP phosphodiesterase activity. Lineage: Eukaryota; Fungi; Ascomycota; Eurotiomycetes; Eurotiales; Aspergillaceae. The transcript is spliced from 3 exons.